GCCCAAUAAAAGUCAAUAAAUCCACCUGUCAGCGCGCUGCCUUCACUCCGGGGUCAGAAAAAACUAAUCUAAUUCAGCGAACAUGGCGUUACAGGGAGCUCUGAUGUGGAUUUGCUCACUAGCAGUCUUGUCCUCCUGUGCAGCUCAAGAUGAGACUUUACAGUGCGGAUACAAUAGGCUGACGUCUAAUCUCAAGGAGGCGGUAGAGUGUGACGACAGCCUGCUGCUUUCCUGGAGAUCAGAGGAGAGAGCUGGCCUGCUGCUGAACCUGAGGAACCUGACAGACAAACUGUACAAAUUCCAGCUGAGAGAAUGCCAGGGUGCAGAGCCAACGAACUGUACUCAAGCUGAAGUGCCAGAAGAUGGAGGGUUGCUGUGCGUCACAGUGAGCGACAAGCGCUACUGCAAGCCUAUGUGCAACCAUGGUUACGAUUUUAGUUUCCUCAGGAGGAGUCGGGUGUAUGAAGAGUGCAGUGAGCAGACUGGGUUUAAAUGGCAGAGUCAGUUCAUUGGAGGAAACAAACUGGCCGUGUGCCACAAAGCACACAUCCAGGUGUCAGGAGCAGCAUCAGCAUAUUUCUCUGAAGCUCAGGACUGCCUGACAACCAGGAGCAACAGCAGCCUCAAAGAGAGCGCCAUCAUGAGGGGUUUUAUGUCUGAGCUGAAGAGCGCUGGUGUUCAGGGAGAGGCUGAGAACAGCUGUCUUCUAUGUGGACAAACAAGAGUCAGUGAUUUAUUAACUUAAAUAAACAUGUUCCAGAACCAGAA
This is a messenger RNA of Gymnodraco acuticeps, 768 nucleotides long. RefSeq lists its product as uncharacterized. Lineage: Eukaryota; Metazoa; Chordata; Actinopteri; Perciformes; Bathydraconidae. The record is from RefSeq and is a predicted model, not a curated record. Bases 83 to 745 code for a protein of 220 amino acids. The transcript is spliced from 6 exons.